AUGGCAGUAAGAAGCAGCCUAUUCGCUACGUUGUUGGUGGUUUGUGUUUUGAUCGUGGUCCUGAUGCCAGCAAACAGCUACGCCAGGCCACCCCCUUUGCUUAGUAGACAGAGGAGGGUGUCAGAUCAGAGGCUCGCCGAAAUAGAGACGCUUCUGGGGCUGCAGAACGUCAGGGGCAGAGUUGUGACGGUCCCCGUUGCAUUCGGCAUGUUGGAUCCAGAUAAGAUAGGUCGCAGACGAAGAUCCGCCACAAAUAACAGAUUGGAAACUCUGCAGCGUGUCAUGAAAAUUAUGGCCAAUAAUCCUGAUUUGUCCGACGAAGAGAAGAUUCUCUCCUUACCAGGGAAGCUGAAGGAGAGCCGGCGAAGCGUCAACGACGAGUACCAAUUCAUUUAAUUUCAAUGCACGACGUCGCGCUGAAACACAGGGCGAACACGGAGACAGAGUCGAGAGAACGAAGAACCAAACAAAAAGUACAAUAAAAGAAGAACAACAAGGGGAAGUGGAAUCUACGAAAGGAAAACCAAGGAUAAAAAAAGAAAAAAAAGAAGAAACGUACAUACAUACACGAUCUCUCGACCCUAAAACGCCGCCUAAACAGUAUUACGGACCGUCCUCCGUCCGAGCUUAAAUUCUUUAAAUAGAACUUACACUAUUAGGAUACUAAGUUGACUUAAACGCAGAACGGAAGAAAGAAUGAUCGUCCUUCAAC
Molecule: messenger RNA, 712 nt
Organism: Habropoda laboriosa
Lineage: Eukaryota; Metazoa; Arthropoda; Insecta; Hymenoptera; Apidae
Exons: 4
Coding region: 1-396 (131 amino acids)
Source: RefSeq, a predicted model, not a curated record